CGCGCCGUGAAGCUCGUAGUUGUUCCCUUACGCCUUUCGUUGGGAGCUCGACCUUCAUAUACGGCUCCGCCUCCGCUUCUUCACCCGUCUUCGAAUCCGUCCUCCAUGCGCUCUAUUCUAGCAUGACCCAAGCCCCCAAUUGACACAUUCUGGCCGCCCGUCCUCGUGUUCCGAUAAUCUCUGUUCCCUGUAACAUAUACUUUGCGCCACUGACGGAAUCCUUCCUCCCGCCUAACGUCGUUCGACACAUAUUUUUUGUUUUUUGCUUACUUCUGCUUACUUCUGCUUCUCACGCUCACGGCUGCCAUGACGACCAUAACCGAGGCCAGCAUGUCGACGAGCGUGGACGUGUCCAAGAAUUCGUUGAGCUUCUCUGCCCACGAUGCGCCCAAGACCGCUGCCGUCCUGAACGGCUCGACCAAGCCGCGCAGACCAGUCUCCGGACGGGCAUACAGCAGAUACAACCACUUGUUUGCGAUACACGCGACAUCGAAGCCUUCGCCGCUGACGAGACAGGAUCAGACCGAAACACCAAACUUCAAUGGCUUCCGGAACUUAAUGGCGUUGGUGCUUGGUAUUUAGAGCAUCUGUCCGGUCGUACCCGUGUGCGGUUCGUGAAUGCUGACGAAUGUGCUGCAGUGGUCUCGAAUUUACGCCUGAUGCUUGAGAAUUUUAGAAAGUAUGGCGUCCUCAUCUGCAUCCGCUGCCAUGACUACCGCCGCGAAGACGUCAUCUACGGCAGCAUGCUGUAUUUUUCGGUGCCCUGCCACCUCUUCAUUGCCUGGGUGAUAGAGCUUGUCGCCGCGAAGCAGGCUCAGGCCGCCGUCGCGCGCCGCAAGAAGUCCGACAGCGAGCUGUCGACGGCCGAAAAGCAGCGGCGGGAUUUCCAGCUAGCCUGGUACCUAAUCGCCGUCGCGCACGCCAUCAACGCGACGCUGAACCUAGCAAUUGCUUCUUUCGUCGUAUACUACAUCAUCCACCACCCAGGCAUAGGCACAAUCUGCGAGCUGCACGCCAUCAUCGUCUGGCUCAAGGUGUGCUCGUACGCGUUCACCAACAGGGACCUGCGGCACGCGUACCUGUAUCCGGACCCGUCCGCGGCACACUCGCUGCCAGAUCUGUACAAGUCGUGCCCGUACCCGCAGAACAUCACCCUUAAGAAUCUGAGCUACUUCUGGUGGGCUCCCACGUUGGUCUAUCAGCCCGUCUACCCGCGCACGGAGAAGAUCCGCUGGGACUUUAUCUUCAAGCGCGUCGCCGAGAUCAUUUCGCUCAGCAUAGUCAUCUGGCUUGCCAGCGCCCAGUACGCCGUACCGCUCCUGCAGAACAGCCUGGAGCAUAUCGCUGCCCUAGACGUCGUCUCGAUCCUGGAGCGCGUCAUGAAGCUAUCCACCAUCUCGCUCUUCUGCUGGCUGGCCGGCUUCUUCCUCGUCUUCCAGAGCGCGCUCAACGGCCUCGCCGAGCUCAUGCGCUUCGGCGACCGGGAAUUCUACGGCGACUGGUGGAACUCGGUCAGCAUCCGCACGUACUGGACCAGCUGGAACAAGCCCGUGUAUCACUUUAUGAAACGUCAUAUUUACAGCCCGCUUGUGGGCCGUGGGGUCCCGCCGAGGCUGGCGCAGAUAAUCGUGUUCGUCUUCUCCGGCGUGCUGCACGAGCUGCUGGUCGGCAUCCCCACGCACAAUCUGCUUUGGGUCGCUUUUGCUGGCAUGAUGUGGCAGAUUCCGCUGAUUUUUCUCACCGACCCGCUGAUGAAGGCGAAGAGCUACACCGCGAAGACGGUUGGCAACCUGACCUUCUGGAUCACCUUCUGUCUUGUCGGCCAGCCUUUGGCGGCGUUGCUGUACUUUUUUGCGUGGCAGGCUAAGUAUGGAAGCGUCAGCAAGAAAGCGAUGUACAAGUGAUGACGCCGGUCUAGCUUUGCGCUUUAUAAUGUAAUGACACGUCUAAUGCUUAAGGUCUUUCUAAUUGAUAGGUCAUUGCUACAAUCGCAACCUUGUCGCCUGUCAGAUUUUUCUUUUUCUGCGGCUCAUCCUUGAAAAUUCGUUGCUUUUCGCGGAAUACGUGACGAAAUAGAGAGGG
This is a messenger RNA of Verruconis gallopava, 2082 nucleotides long. RefSeq lists its product as hypothetical. Gene Ontology annotation, biological process: triglyceride biosynthetic process. Lineage: Eukaryota; Fungi; Ascomycota; Dothideomycetes; Venturiales; Sympoventuriaceae. Gene Ontology annotation, molecular function: diacylglycerol O-acyltransferase activity. The record is from RefSeq and is a predicted model, not a curated record. The transcript is spliced from 3 exons. Gene Ontology annotation, cellular component: endoplasmic reticulum membrane. The coding region runs from base 660 to 1904 and encodes 414 amino acids.